AUGAGCGACGUUUGUUCAUACAUUCAAGUCCAGGGUGGUGACGGGUGUUGGGCCCUUGCCCAACGCUGUGGCAUCUCCCAGGACGACCUCACCAUAUACAACCCUGCCUCCAACUUUUGCGACACCCUCGUAGUGGAUCAGUAUGUCUGCUGCUCUGAGGGGUCCCUUCCGGACUUCUCGCCCAAGCCCGAUGAUGACGGAAACUGCUUCGUCUAUGUAGUUCAGCAGGACGACACCUGCGCCGAUAUCGCCAAGGCGAACCAGAUGGACGCGGACAAGAUCCCCGACUACAACAGCCUCACCUGGGGCUGGACGGGGUGCAGUAUGCUCCAGCUCGGUCAAAGCAUCUGUCUGAGUGAAGGCAUGCCACCAUUCCCUUCACCCGUCGAUGGGGUCGCUUGCGGCCCACAGAAACCUGGAACAGAGAAGCCAAACAACGGUUCGACAUGGGACUGGGCGGAAUUAAACCCGUGUCCCCUGAACGCGUGCUGUGAUGUUUGGGGCCAAUGCGGCAUCACUCCUGAAUUCUGCACCAACACCACCGCCGACGGCGGGGCACCAGGCACCGCAAAGAACAACACCAACGGCUGCAUCUCCAACUGCGGCACCGAAAUCAAGAGCACGAGCGUAUGGCUCCCCAACCCCCGGCGCAUCGGCUACUUCGAGGCAUGGAACCUGGACCGCAAGUGUGCCAACAUGGACAUCUCCAAGAUGACCGAGGACGGCUACUACACACACGUGCACUGGGCGUUUGGCAACAUCACCGAAAGCUGGGAGGUAGACGUGAGCGGCCUCCAGGAGCAGUUCGAUGGCCUGCUGAAGCUGCAGAACAUCCAGCGCAUUAUGAGCUUUGGUGGCUGGGGGUUCUCGACCGAUGCCUACACGCACAAUAUCUUCCGAACGGGCGUCCGCGACGGGAAUCGCCAGACCCUCGCUGCCAAUGUCGUCAAGUUCAUUGUGGAUAACGACCUCGACGGGGUAGACUUUGACUGGGAAUAUCCGGGGGCCCAAGACAUCCCGGGGAUCGACCCAGAUAACCUUGACUCGGGAGAGAACUAUGCCGAGUUCCUGAAGCUCGUUCGCAACCAGCUGCCGGAGGAGAAGUCCAUGUCAAUGGCCCUUCCGGCGUCAUACUGGUACCUGAAGGGCUUCGACCCGCUCACUCAGUUUGAUAACUACAUUGACUACUAUGUCUACAUGACGUACGAUCUCCACGGCCAGUGGGACUGGAACAACACGUUUGUCAACCCCGGUUGUCCGACCGGCAACUGUCUCCGCAGCCAUGUGAACAAGACCGAGACCGAGUACACACUCGCCAUGAUCACCAAGGCUGGGAUCCCGUCUAUCAAGAUCGUGCCGGGGCUUGCCCUGUACGGCCGCAGUUUUGAGAUGACCGACCCCGCGUGCAAGGGACCUGAAUGCACUUUUACCGGGAAGGAAUCCGGGGCCACCAAGGGAGCCUGCACAGAUACCGCCGGCUACCUCUCCAACGUCGAGAUCCAAGACCUGAUUGCCGCGGCCAACAGCGAAGACAACUACAAUAACGUCACCAUCUCGCAGUACGAGGACGAAGGCGACAUUCUCAUCUACAACGGCAACCAGUGGGUAUCCUGGCUGACCCCGGACAGCUACAACGCGCGUCGGCAGUGGUAUGACGACCUGCACUUCGGUGGUAGCGUAGACUGGGCCGUCGACCUGAACCGGACCUACGGCAACAAUGGCACGGGCGACCUCCAAGAAAGUGGUGACGACUGGCCCGAGUUCGAACCCUGCCCGAACAUCCACUUCCCCUACCUCGAGGGGCUGCAGACGGCGCAGGCCGCCGGCGCGAUUCCCGACCACUGCGUCGCGCAGAUGACGCUGGACACGCUGCUGUGGAUGUUGGACACGGCCUACGACAACUACACCGAGGUCAACAACGGCUACGACGAGAUGUUUGAGUAUUAUGUCCAGUACAUUGAAAAGGUCGUGCCGGCCGUACUCGAGAACGCCUUCAUGUGGAAUAUGAGCAUCACCGGCAGCAAUCAGCUGGUGCCGGAGAUUGGAUAUGGGAUGCAGUACUUUGAUUGCCGCUUCCCCGAACAAGACGACUUUGUCCCCUGCGCCGCCUCCUGGGACGACAACCUCGACCCCCUCCUCCGGUACAUCGACGCCACGGACCUGACCCUCCGUGACAAAGAUGGCUUCUCCAAAGCCCUCGUCACCGCCGGCCUCUUAGACGACUGGGUAGAUUUCGGCGACUACUCGAUCCACCGCACGAACUACAACACGCGCCCCGCAACCUCGUGGACACUAAGCUUCACCGGGUGGCCCAUCAAGAACGAGUCCAUGGUCGUGCAGAACCCCAAGGACAUCGUGACGAAGGGCUUGCCGAACCUUCCCACUAUGCGGUCGGAGAUGGAGAGCACGAUGCUGGAGAUUAUGGGCGGCAGCUGGACGGGCGGCGAUCCCCGGGAUGCGGCGCUGGCUUACGCCCCGGCUGUGUUUAUGCUGGAGCAGGCGGUGGAUAGCAUGGCGCAGGCGAAGAAGCUAGGAGAGCAGGAAGAGGAGGAGGAGGAAGAAGAAGAACGAAAGCGGAAGGAGAAUUUCAUCUUGUUGAUUAUUAGCGUGGUGUUUAUGACUUAUACUAACAAGAUUCCCGCCCAGUUCGUCCCAAUGGUCGGCGAGGGGGUCGCCGCUAGCCUCGGGUUUGCUAAUCUGGCCCGCAUUAUCGCCAUCGCUGGCGAACUGGGCAACGCCGUCCUGGCCACUUACGACACAGUCAAGGAUCCGAGCGCGGCCAUUGUCAACAUGCUGGGCAUGAUGUUUGGGGCUGCGGGCUUUGUCAAGGCGUCGCGCGAUGCAAAGGGUCUCGGCGACGUGGCCAAGUGGAGGAAGGGGAUGAAAGCAGGGGAGAUCGCAUCCCUGGGCAAGAUCUUCGAGGACGGAGACGGGAAGCUGCAGGACAUACUAGGGAAGGUGUGUAAGCUGUAG
Aspergillus thermomutatus is the source of this 2973-nucleotide messenger RNA. RefSeq lists its product as uncharacterized. The transcript is spliced from 10 exons. The coding region runs from base 1 to 2973 and encodes 990 amino acids. The record is from RefSeq and is a predicted model, not a curated record. Gene Ontology annotation, molecular function: hydrolase activity, hydrolyzing O-glycosyl compounds; chitin binding. NCBI's taxonomy places the organism in Eukaryota, Fungi, Ascomycota, Eurotiomycetes, Eurotiales, Aspergillaceae. Gene Ontology annotation, biological process: carbohydrate metabolic process.